Trichobilharzia regenti is the source of this 619-nucleotide messenger RNA. NCBI's taxonomy places the organism in Eukaryota, Metazoa, Platyhelminthes, Trematoda, Strigeidida, Schistosomatidae. The record is from the annotation of a GenBank genome assembly.
CUUUGGAAAUAUAAUAUGUUCGGAAUAAUUUUGAUUAUACUGAUUUUUCAGGAGUGUUUAUUAUCAAUUGAUUUUGUAAGAGGGCAAGAUGUGUACGAAGCAAUGUGUUUCUAUCCUAAAGAUGAAGGGAAUGGUAUUGACUCAAUAGGAAAUUUUUUUAUAAUGCGACUAUUGGACAAUGCAUGAAGUUCACCUACAAGGGAGCUGGAGGAAACGAUAAUAAUUUUGAUACAGAAGCAGAAUGUGAACAAACGUGUAUUUCAAGUGGCAGAUUCGAUAGAAGCAACUGCGAAAAACCUUUCGAGCUUGGUUAUUGCGGUGAUCAUACAUACUACUUCUUUAUUAGCAAUUUGACAACAUGUGAAAAAUGUCGCCCAGGAGAAUGUAGUAGAAAUGGAAAUAACUUCGAGAGUUUCCAAGAAUGCACAGCAAAAUGCGGGAAACCUCGAUUAUCUCCCAAAAAAUCUACCACAACACGUAAGUUCACGUUCUCUUUAGUUUAAUUGCAAUGGAUUCGGCUCUAUUUGUGCAUGCAUUGAUCUGCCGAAUAUUCAUCGAAACAUCCUGUCAACGAUUUGAAACAUUCAAAGUUAUUCAUUGCUAUUAAUCUUGUGUCCCA